AUGAUAGAAAGUGAUAUCACGUCCAUCAUGUCUGGCCUGAUUAGAAAUUCAGGGCAAAGCCACCUCCCUUCUUCACAAGAAUACAGACUCCUGGCUUCUGAUCCCUCACAGCUGAGUGAAGAUGAUCUCCCCAGUGACCUUCAGUCCCUGUCGUGGCUAACGUCCGUUGAUGUCCCACGAUUGCAACAGAUGGCCAGUGAAAGGAUGGAUUUUGGCAUGAGCUCCCCAAGUGCAGUACUGCAACAGACUGGUUCCAUGCCAGGGAAUAUGCUCACCACGGGAGCCCCCAGCACAAUGAUUCACAUACCAGCCAGUUUGCCCCAAGGAAUUCUGGGACUGAAUACAGUUUCAUCACAUGGAGCUAACAUGAGUCGGUAUGCAGCCAGUGGGCAGCCGUCUCCCAGCCUGCAACCACAACACCCCCCUCUCUUCCCUCCUCCAUCCUGCCCCGCUCAGCAGGUGUUUGCCAUCACACACAAUCCACAACAGUGUCCCCCAGCGACAAUCUUCAGCUCGUCUUAUGGAACACAGCCUCUGUAUUCACAGCCCCGUCUUGCUCCCCACACUGCCCAAGAACUGCAUGCCAAGCACUACCCUAAGCCCAUCUACUCCUACAGCUGCUUGAUCGCCAUGGCUCUGAAGAACAGCAAGACGGGCAGCCUCCCAGUCAGUGAGAUCUACAGCUUCAUGAAGGAACAUUUUCCCUACUUCAAGACGGCACCUGAUGGAUGGAAGAAUUCCGUCCGCCACAAUCUGUCCCUGAACAAAUGCUUUGAGAAGGUGGAGAAUAAGCUGAGCGGCACCUCCCGCAAGGGCUGCUUGUGGGCACUCAACCCUGCCAAGAUAGACAAGAUGGAAGAAGAAAUGCAGAAGUGGAAGAGGAAGGACCUGGCUGCUAUUCACAGGAGCAUGGCAAACCCAGAAGAAUUGGACAAACUCAUCACAGACCGGCCUGAGAAUUGCAGGAGGCCAAGCAAGCCAGCAGAGGCAGAAGUCUCCACCCUGAGCCAUGCAGGAGCUGUCCAAGGCCGGAUCGGACAGCUGCAGCCCCCGCCGGUCAUGACGCUGUCCCUCCAGGCCGUCCCCCUGCACCACCAAAUCCAGACACAGGCGUGUCUGACUCCGGAUUCGCCGGCUCCUGCACAGACUCCACCUCUUCACGCCCUGCGCAACAUUAAUCAGAGCCCCCUCCCUCAGAACCUGAUGAGCCGUGCACCGGACUUCCUCAGCGUGGCGACUGACAUGAGCACAGAGGUCGAUGCUCUGGACCCCAGCAUCAUGGACUUCGCACUCCAAGGUAACAUAUGGGAUGAAAUGAAAGACGAGAGCUUCAGCCUGGAGACCUUGGGUGCCUUCAGCAACUCCCCUCUCACCUUCGCGGACUGUGACCUCAUCCCACCUGGCCUUACCCCCAUCUCCAGCAGCAGCGACCGCUCUUUUGCAGACUUGCAAGUGACAGGCCUCUACACAACCUACACGACCCUGGACACCGUCUCCUCAGCCCAGUACAUCAGCGCCCAAGGGAACAAACCGAUUGCCCUGCUCUGA
Molecule: messenger RNA, 1548 nt
Organism: Euleptes europaea (tarantolino)
Lineage: Eukaryota; Metazoa; Chordata; Lepidosauria; Squamata; Sphaerodactylidae
Gene: FOXN4
Product: forkhead box N4
Exons: 9
Coding region: 1-1548 (515 amino acids)
Biological process (GO): regulation of transcription by RNA polymerase II
Molecular function (GO): transcription cis-regulatory region binding; DNA-binding transcription factor activity, RNA polymerase II-specific
Source: RefSeq, a predicted model, not a curated record